CAUUCUGCUAAAAAUUCUUAUCACAUCAUAACUGAUAACUAAAUAUCUCAACAACCAUUAUAAAAUUUCAAAUUUUAUUGAGUUCAACUCAUGAUUUUGUAAAAUCCUCGAGUAUUUUUCUGAAAUAUUAGUCAAUAUGUCGAUGGUAUACAAGGCAGCCGUUUCAGUUGGUGAUAAGAUUGUUCCAAAAGCUUUGCAACCAUUAUGGCAACAUCCAGCAGGUCCGAAAACUGUUUUCUUUUGGGCUCCUGUAUUCAAAUGGGGACUAGUUAUCGCUGGAAUUGGCGAUCUACAAAGACCAGCUGAGAAAAUCAGCGUUUCUCAAUCUUCCGCGUUGGCUGCCACUGGUGUCAUUUGGUCAAGAUACUCGCUAGUUAUAAUCCCGAAAAAUUGGAGUUUGUUCAGCGUUAAUAUUUUUGUGGCCAUUACUAGUAUUUAUCAGUUGACCAGAGCUAUUAGGUAUCAACAAUCUUUAAAAGAAAAGGAUGCUCAAUGAAUCAAUACAUGAGGUUUUAUGAUAGGUAGAAAAUUGAUGAACAAAACUCGUUGAUUGUUCUUUACCAAAUUAAUCUCCUGAGAUGCUUCUAGCAAUUCCAAUUUUGUUUUUGUUUACUCUAAAAAGUGGUUUUUGUAAUAUUGUGAUAAGUAUCAUUUAAAAAUUAAGCGUGGGAAAGUUACUAUCGAAAUUAUUUGAUUGUAAUCGGUUGUUUUCUGUUAUUUUUCUUCUAAAGAGUUACCAAUAAAUUUUUCGGUACAAUU
This is a messenger RNA of Planococcus citri (citrus mealybug), 759 nucleotides long. Its product is annotated as mitochondrial pyruvate carrier 2-like. Gene Ontology annotation, cellular component: mitochondrial inner membrane. The transcript has 4 exons. The coding region runs from base 137 to 496 and encodes 119 amino acids. NCBI's taxonomy places the organism in Eukaryota, Metazoa, Arthropoda, Insecta, Hemiptera, Pseudococcidae. Gene Ontology annotation, biological process: pyruvate import into mitochondria. The record is from RefSeq and is a predicted model, not a curated record. Gene Ontology annotation, molecular function: pyruvate transmembrane transporter activity.